AUGGAGCAAAUCCUCUUGUUCCUCCUGGUCUGCAUAUGUGAGCAGGGGCUUUCAGCCCCAGCUCCAGUUGGUGAGUAUUGAACAGUUUGCGCUUGGUAAUGGUUUCUUUUAAACAGAACAUUAGUGUCUAGAGCAGAUGUGUCCAAGGUGUCCAACAGACUGUCCAAGGUUCUCGCAGUACAAAUAUCAGGAAUGUGUGGGUUGGCGUAAUUAAUUGGGAGGGAAAACAACACAGUGAGACCUAAGCUUGCUGAAUUGCCACAGAAUGUUGACUGACUGUUGAGGGUGUGGGAAAUGGAAAGCACACAGGAGAUGGAAUAGAAUGGAGUGUCUUGCAGGAGGGCAUUUAGAGGAUGGCACAGAAAUAUCGUCUUUGCCUGACUUACACCAGGUGAGCCAAUUUCUGACUGGCUUUUGCUGUAACUAGAUAAGAAAACAGGUUUUUCUGUAAGAAAUAUGCAUUGGGAAUAGGUUGGUGCAAGGACGCUGAACAACAAUUAACCAAGUGAGAGAACUAACUAGCCAUUUCUUUCUUCCUUCUAAAGAGGUCCAUGGAAUACUUCCCAAGAGCAAAACUAAAGGAGUUGAUUUCUGUGGUGUGGACAAGUAUUACUACAUUGUCCGUUCAGACCUGGGCUGCUACUUGAGAUCUACUAAUUUCCAUGAAGGCAGAGACCUGGAGAUAUUUGGUCUGCACAACUCUGUCCGUGGUGGAGACCACUACCUGGCCCAUAGAGAUGACUUAUUUUAUGUUAUCAAGGGGAACUCUUACCGCCGAGUAAGCAACAUGAACGCUGACCUUGAUAGUGUGGUCUACACUCUCCAUCGCAACUGCCAAAACGGGGACCAUUACUUCUCCCAUGAUAAGUACUUUUACAUUAUAUUCAAGAAGAAGGGAGUGUACCGCCGUGUCACCGACAUGCAUGAAGACCGAGAUGCCGUUCAGAAACCCCUUCACCCAAAGGCCAAAGACGGUCUGUAUUACUGGGGACUCAAGGACCAUAUAUACCUUGUGAAACCAAAUAGGAAAUGGGGAGUUGAGUAUCACAGAAUGGAUGACUUUUCAAACGCAAACCCUUCUACAUUUUCCUUCCAUGCUAGUGUGCUCAACUUCCUCCCUGGAGGCGUGUCUAUAAAUCAUGGUAAAGCUUUUGGUGUAUGGCAGCCUGUCAAAACCGUCAGUAAUAAUGCCAAAAUAAGUGUUGCUUGGGAACAGCAAAUUGUUAGGAAGGUUGGAUAUGAGAAGAAAGAUAUGCACAGCAUGGAACACAACUGGCGUGUAUCCACGAGUGUUGAAGUUGGGGCAUCAGGUCUCACUAAAUUACUGUUGACAGCACAAAUUUCCAUGACAGCUGAAUAUGGUGGGGCAAAGAUUGACAGCAAAGAAGAAGCAUGGAGCGAUGCAACUGAAGUCUCUGAAAAAGUCAGCUUCACUCUGCCUCCGAAUACGAGCAUUUAUUUCUGGCAAUACAAGCUGGGUUUGGGCAAGGUUGACGUAUUGUACUGCCGUGACCUGGCUUUUACUGAUAAUUCUAAGCCACCUACUUUUGUCCCAUUGCCACCAGCAGCUGCUUAA
Podarcis lilfordi (Lilford's wall lizard) is the source of this 1576-nucleotide messenger RNA. Lineage: Eukaryota; Metazoa; Chordata; Lepidosauria; Squamata; Lacertidae. The record is from the annotation of a GenBank genome assembly.